Ctenopharyngodon idella (grass carp) is the source of this 3944-nucleotide messenger RNA. It is a transcript of the gene atad5b, whose product is annotated as ATPase family AAA domain containing 5b. The record is from RefSeq and is a predicted model, not a curated record. The coding region runs from base 417 to 3785 and encodes 1122 amino acids. Gene Ontology annotation, cellular component: nucleus. NCBI's taxonomy places the organism in Eukaryota, Metazoa, Chordata, Actinopteri, Cypriniformes, Xenocyprididae. Gene Ontology annotation, molecular function: DNA binding; ATP hydrolysis activity; DNA clamp unloader activity. The transcript has 14 exons.
AGUUUUUAUUUAUCAUCUUUAUACGUUGAACUGGAGAUGGAUUUUAGCAGCCGUAAAGCGAGAAGCCACGCCUCCGUGGCAAUUAUAUCCAAAGGGGAGGGUGAACGUCAUGUGAGAAGGCAGCUAAGAUGACGCAGCCCAUGAGCAGCAGCAAUCGCUUUUCUGUUUGGCGCGAGAUUUAAUAUUAGACCGUCAAACCUUGCUCCAUGUUAGUACAAAUCCAUAACAAUUCCGUGAAUUUAAAGCGCGAUAAGGCACAAAACGCGCACGGUAUUCAUUAAUGUAGAGCAAUGACUUUUUAUCCAAAGCGAGAAAUGGGAACGGUUAAUUAUGAUAUGUGAAGAUACAACUGUGACUGCUACUUGUUGCAGUUAAAGUGUUUACUGUAGGGAUGGAUUAUAUAUAUAUAUGGCAACAUGGAAACGCCGUUCUCUCUACCUAAGCCUACUAGAACCAAGAACUCUUCCGGAAAUGUCUCCGACAGAAGGAUCUGCCUUAGGAACCUGGAGACGGAGAGCAAAUGCAAAACCCAGGUACUCCCAAAACACAACAGGCUGAAACGAACAAAAACACACAAAGGAUUGGAGAAUUUUACUGACUACGGAAACAGGCUCACCCACGUGACUGAGACCCCGGAGUCCAAUGCAUCUUGUGACGUUAUUCUCAUUAACGGUAAAGAAAAACUAUUUGCAGAUGCUGCCUUAACUAUUGAUGGUAAAGACAAUUCAGUUUGUCUUCCUAUAUCAUCAGAUCUUCCCACAGAAAGCAUAAGAAAUGAAGGACGCCAUUCUCAAACUUUGCAAAAAGUUUCCCAAAUGCAAAAUGGGGUAUCUACAAAGGGAUUUCUGAAACGCAAUAAACUGGCAUUAAAGAGGAUGAGCAGCAAUAUGGGUGUUCAGUUUUUCUCUAUUCCUGCAGAGAGAGAACGUGGCUCAAGUGACAGAAGCUUAAAGCCUGACAUUGAUCAUUUUGCAGCUGAUAAAGAGGUGUUGUCCAGCUGUUUACGAAUAAACACCAGUAAGGGGGACCGUUUGAUGAAUCAGCCAGAAGUCAACAUUGGACAAACCCCAGAGAGCAAAAAACAUCAUGAUAUUGGCCAAGCCCUGACUCUCAUCACGCCUCGGACUGCUCAUAACAUCUGUAGAGAAUCAACCAAUGUCAAAAUCCUCAGAGAAAUGAUGUCUGGCUGGAGAAAUGAAUUUCCCAACGAAAUCAGCAGUGAGUUUCUGGAAGAGAUUCAGAUACUCAAUUUGCAGUUUCCCAUCCACAGGUUUCUCACUCUUCUCUUGAGGAAGAGAACUACUCCCGAGGAGGAGAGUUCUGCUUUGGAAGCAGAAAAAAAUGACGAUUCCAAGCAUCCUUCAGCUUCCUCUGUCCAGAGAAAGAGAAAACGAGAGUUGCAAGAACAGAUGUGUGACAGGACAUACAAAAGUCCUAAGACAAACAAAGGCAGUAUUUCUGCUGAUAAGUUGGAUUUUGAGCAAUUUUCAGAUAGUUUAACCCACUCUCAUGCAAAAUACAGAAACAGACUGAGCCGAACAAAACGCAGACAGCAACAAACUACAUGCUGUCCUGUUGUCACUGAACCAAUGCAGGACGAGUCUGUUCAUCAGGACCCAUGGCCCGGUUGUCUACAAAGAGUGGAUGUUCUCUGGACAGAUAAAUAUAACCCUCAACAGUCUAGAGAAGUCAUUGGCAACUCUGCAUCAGUACGGCAACUACACAGCUGGUUAAAAGAAUGGAAAUUAAGGGCAGACAUUGAGGAGAGGAGAAGACGACAAGAAGAAAAGAGGAUGAAAGAAGAAAACAGUAAUGAGUCGUGGGACUGUGGUGAUUUUGAGGGUGAUACUGUAUCCAUAGACCAUGAGAAGGAGCUGUGUAACACAGUGCUCAUGAUCGGUCCAUCUGGAGUGGGCAAAACAGCUGCUGUUUAUGCCUGUGCACAGGAGCUGGGAUUUAAGGUGUUUGAGGUGAAUAGUUCAGUCCUGCGCUGUGGUCGUCUCAUCCUCUCCCAGCUGACAGAAGCGACUCAGUCUCAUCAGGUGGACAUACAGAAAAUGAAAACCCUCAAACCUGAAAUCAUUAACCAAAGCAAAAUAAAACCUGCUCCACCUUGCGAUGAAGCCAAUAGAAAGGUUACUUCAUCUAAGGGCACUUCAAAUUCUCCUAGUGUUUCCUGUCUAAGUGGUAAACCAGUAAAUCUCACUCGUUUCUUCAAGUUGAGUAGCAAAAAAUCUGUAGGUAAAACCUCUGAUGGUCCUGAACGCCGUAUUCAUGCUGUCGAACUGAAACCGGGUAGACUUCAGAGUUCAGGGUCGGGUUUUAAGGACAAGAGAGAAGGAAAUAAGGAGUUAACGUGUUCUUCUAAAGAUCCUACGUCAGUCAUGCAGAGCCAAACAAUCCCUAUGUCACUCAUUCUGUUUGAGGAGGUUGAUGUCAUUUUUCCUGAAGAUGUUGGAUUUCUUGCAGCAAUUAGGACUUUCAUGAGCACAACCAAAAGACCCAUAAUUCUAACAACCAAUGAUCCAUUAUUUGGUAGAAGACUUAAGGGGCAUUUUGAUGAAAUCCAUUUCCAAACUCCUUCACUGCAAACCAUCAGGAGCUAUUUGCAGUGCAUGUGUGUGGUGGAGAACAUGAGGACUGAUCCAGAAGACAUGGCUUUUUUGUUGUGUCAGAAUAAGGGGGAUAUCAGACGGAGUAUUCUCCAGCUUCAGCUCUGGGUCUGUAGUGGUGGUGGGAGAACGGAACAACAAAUUCUCAAGAACACACUCAAAGUGAGCCAGUGUGGAUCAUGGACUGAGCUGGAAAACAGCAGAUGUCUGGAGAUCCUGGCAGAGAAAACGGGAGGAGGCCUACUGUACUCCAACAUCGAAAGACUAUUUUCUCCACAUUGCAUAUCUCAAUCCUCUCAUCAUCAAGAGUCAAUAAAUCCCAAGACUAAAGGAGAAAAGCCAGUCAAAGGCUUGAUAUUACAAACCUCUACAAAUGUAAAUGAGGUUAAACCAGACAGACUCUCUACACGCAGAGGACAAAAACGUUUGUCAUCUUGUGAGCCAAAAAAUAUUUCAUACCUACAUUCAGACCUUAAACUUUUCUCAGUUCCCUCAAAGCAAACUAAUCAUUUGGCUUCAGAAACAGAUGUCCAUGGACAAGAUAAUUCACUCAUGCUGGUUUUUCAGCAUUUGGUGUGCAUUGCAAAGUUUUUUGACAACAUGUCUUUUCUGGAUGCUUAUUUACAAAGACCAUCUCUCAGUGGAACUGGAUAUUGCAAACCGGAACCUCUUGGUUGGAUGGGCGCCACACUGAAGGAUAGCUUAUUGGACUUACCAAGAGAGGAGCAGAUAGGACAGUGUUUCGAGAAUUCCUCACAGAUAUUGGCCAUUGUGGAAGGUUUGGGUUUUCUUCAGUGCCAGACUGAAUUCUCUGGGAUCUGGAUGGAAGCUGUGAGGCUGAGGGAGAAGUUGUCUUCAGAGAGAUGGGAACAAAUUAUUUCUGCCCUUUCUCUGCCAUCUGACAUAAAAAACCUCAAAUUGUGUCACUGCAAAUUCUGUGCACCUAGUGGUAUCCAGAAGCGCAAGGAAAUUGUAUCCAUAUUGAUCUCUAGCAAAAAGGUUUGUUGUCAUAAUAAUAAACCUGCUCUUUCCAUGGACUACCUGCCCACUCUGCGCUCAAUCUGUAGAUCAGAGAGAGUUAAAGAACAGCACUCAUUCAGACGUUCACACUACCUUUCAAACCUUAACCUGCCCAGAAGCACACUGGACCUUAUGGCCUUGGAUUUCCCUUGAUGUAUGACUGACAUGCUGCUCUAGAAAACCUCCAUGACUUCUAAACUGUUUACUGUAUUGUGACAGGAAUGUGAUGUUUGUACAUGGUUACAGAAAUAUAUAUGUAAAGUCUUAUAUAAGAUCAUUUACUCUUGUCAAAUAAAGAAAAUAUAUUUUUAA